Felis catus (domestic cat) is the source of this 5908-nucleotide messenger RNA. It is a transcript of the gene ZPLD1, whose product is annotated as zona pellucida like domain containing 1. The coding region runs from base 2732 to 3967 and encodes 411 amino acids. The transcript has 22 exons. Gene Ontology annotation, cellular component: cell surface. The record is from RefSeq and is a predicted model, not a curated record. NCBI's taxonomy places the organism in Eukaryota, Metazoa, Chordata, Mammalia, Carnivora, Felidae.
GCGAGACCAUGACCUGAACCGCGAGAUCAUGAUCUGAGCCGAAGUCUGCGGCGCUUAACAGACUGAGCCACGCAGGCGCCCAUCGGUUUGUUGUUUUCAAGUGAAGACGCUCGUGCCCAAAAGGAACUUACAACUUUAAGGGCAACACAAAUGAGAAAAAUGAAGACAAAAUAAGACUGAAAACCAGAGAACAUGAUGAUAAUGAUGAUGGGCUCAUUGAUUUCUCCACAGUGUCUCUGAGACACAUACUGCCUGGAAUCAGUCACUUCCUGCCUUGUCUGCCACCCAUUGUGUAGCCACAAGCUCUAGGUGAAGAACAGCCAGCCUGGUGAAUUUUCCCUGGACAUUAUUCUUGUAAAGACACGAAGGAAUGGAUAAAUAUCAGAGUGCUUUCUUGUUCAAAUACAGUAGUGAAGGAGGGAAUUAGAAAAAAAAAAUGAAAACAAGAAGAGUGGAUUUCCUGAUCCAGCUGAGAAUGUGUGUUCUGUCAGCAGCUAUAAAAGUACAGAUCUGGGUGCUGAUCAAGAAUGUGAAGUGAGGCCUGAGAAAAUGCAGAACUGAGGUGAUGAAUUCAAGAUAUAUUUUGAGAGAACUCUACAGUACAUUGAUUUGUUGAAUGUGGGGGAAAAGAGAGAGGAAGAGUUUGAAGACGAAACUCAAUUUUCUGGUUGAAAGAAAUGCAGAGUCAUUAGCAUCUUAAGCCAAUCAUCACCCUAAAAUGGUUUGAAGGGAGAUAUGGUAAACCCAAAUCACUGUUUUAACUAUGAUGAAAGGUCAACCCAGCAAUGGAAAGCAAUGGACACAUUUUAUUUCCGAAUGGUGAUGCUGAUCCAUUUCAGUGUCUUCCUUCUGGGACAAUGCAGUGAGAGCCAGUUGUCACUCAACACAUAAGGUGUCUGUAUUGUAGCUGCACAAGAGGGUUAUGGGAUGGAGUGCCUGAUGAGUUCCUCUAGAUUGAGCUGUCAGCUGUGACCUCUCUGAGGAGGUGAUCUAAGCUGCAAUCUGAAAGGCAAGAAGGAGUCAGUGUGUGAAAAUCUGUGAAAAAGUAACAUCUGGCAUAGAGAUCUUAAGGACUGUUAUGGUAACAUGAGGAUACUGAGGUCCAGACUCCCCCUGGCUUUCAGCAUUGUCAUCCUUAAUGCAAGGCUGUUCUCACAUUUACAACAAAGAGAUUGUCUUUCUAGACAUCACUUUUCAAUCCUAGGAAGGAAGAAAGGGAAAAAGCAAAGAGCAAAAGAUAUGUUGAAUGGGUUUGCCCAUUUUUUUUCAUGAAGACAGUAACACUCUGAAAAGCCCAAUACUUAACUGCCAUUUAUACAAUAUAUUCUUUGCCCAGAACCGCAUCUCAAGCCCCUCUCUGAUUUGUGGGACUGUGGAAAGCUAAGUAUUUUUAAGCCAAAACAUUACCCACAAAAUUAAUUUGCAUUCUAUUAGAAGGGGAGAUGGAGUGAAUAGAUAUUAGGAAGGCAAUUAAAAACAACUGGCACAGGGAUGACUUCUGUAGAAAGUGAGAGCUAAGAUUUGCGAGAAAGGAAAAUUCUCAGAAGGCCAUUGAGAGAUUUACAGGAAAGAAAAAAUUCCUAUCACUUUUUCUUCUCAAAUGUUUCUUAGAAGCAGUGAUAAGAAACAGUAUAAAAAAGAACCUGUUCUUCAUUUUCUACAAAGUUGCUGUUGAAGAUACUAUUCAUAUUUUACUCAGUGCUCCUUUAUAGAGGCUUAAACUACAUUCAUCUUUGACUGUUUGACUCUUAUCCUUUGAAAUUUUCAUAAUAGCUUUGUUAUAUCUAUUCCUCUUACUUAUAAUAUCCCUUAAGUCAGUUUAGAAGUAGUUGGAAACCACCUAUUGUAGUCAUGACUGAAAAUAAACAAAUGUAAUAAUAUAGCGAGCUUCAGGAAAAAAAUGUGAUCUUUAGAAGAUUUUCUAAACUAAGUAUCUAGUACAAUAGACCUUGUGGUCAGUCCUCAUUAAACAAAAUACAUGGCUAUUGAUAAAAACAGACCCACAUGUAUCCCUGGCCAGAAUAUUACCCUUUUAAUAAAGGAGUUACACACUAUAAAAUUAAUUAAAAAAUAGGCUUAAACUAUCAAAGAUCUUAAUUUUAUUCCUUAAUUUCAGAUUACAUGGAGUAUUUGCUUCCUGAUCCUUCUUAAUCUCUCUAGCCUGCAUUUCUGAAAACUUGGGGAAGGCAUACAAGCUUUGAAAAGACGGAAAAUUUCUUAGCAUAAAUAUCAGUAAAACAACUCUUUCCUAUGGGAUUUUGAUGUCUCACUGAAGUAGCAAUUAAAACUGGACUCUUUUGAAGUUGUUUAUUCCAAGAAUGCACCUUCUUGAUUUUAAGGAUGAAAAGAUAGGAGCUGGAAGCAAAUUGGAUUCUGCUUCUCCAAACCUGAGCAUAUGUAAAAGAAAGCCUUUGCCCAGCAGAAUUAGCAGAUGGUCUAAAUCCCCUUGGAGUACGUGGGCUCAGUUCAACACUGAUUUGGGAUUAUUCAUUCAAAGUCCUUGGUCUUCUGGAACUUUAAUAAGGCUUUCCCUCAUCAGGCUGACGAUGGCUCACUUCACACAUAACCACUCAAGACUUCUGUGCAGCAUAAAAUAGAAGAUCAAAAGCAGGGUUGAAUCUUUUUUGAAAGAGUUUGGUAACACCAGGCAUUUGAACACUCAGUCACAUGCAGCAGAACCAGGCACAUGGAGAACAGCUGAUUCCACAAAACCAAGGGCUUGGGUUUUGCAAUGGAACGAAUAUGGUUGCUGUUGCUUCUAACAAGUAGAGUGCUUCUGGGGUCUGCUCAGUUUAAUGGCUACAAUUGUGACGCCAACCUCCACAGUAGAUUUCCUGCUGAAAGAGACAUCAAUGUCUAUUGUGGGGUGCAGGCCAUUACAAUGAAGAUUAAUUUUUGCACAGUACUUUUCUCGGGUUAUUCUGAAACAGAUCUGGCACUGAACGGAAGGCACGGGGAUUCCCACUGCAGGGGGUUCAUCAAUAACAACACCUUUCCCGCAGUGGUCAUUUUCAUCAUCAAUCUCAGCACCUUGGAGGGCUGUGGAAACAACUUAGUGGUAUCCACAAUUCCUGGAGUCAGUGCUUAUGGGAAUUCAACUUCAGUACAAAUAGGAAAUAUUUCGGGAUACAUUGAUACUCCAGACCCACCAACAAUCAUCAGCUAUCUACCUGGGCUUCUUUACAAAUUUAGUUGUAGUUAUCCAUUGGAAUACCUGGUUAAUAAUACCCAGCUUGCCUCGUCCUCAGCUGCUAUUUCUGUGAGAGAGAACAAUGGUACAUUUGUCAGCACUUUGAACCUGCUCCUUUAUAAUGAUUCAACCUACAGUCAGCAGUUAAUUAUCCCAAGUAUAGGAUUACCUUUGAAAACCAAAGUUUUUGCAGCUGUACAAGCCACUAAUCUGGAUGGCAGAUGGAAUGUCUUAAUGGAUUAUUGCUACACAACCCCAUCAGGGAACCCAAAUGAUGAUGUUCGAUAUGAUCUCUUCCUUAGCUGCGACAAAGAUCCUCAGACCACCGUCAUUGAAAAUGGCAGAAGCCAGCAAGGCCGGUUUUCCUUUGAAGUGUUCCGAUUUGUGAAACACAAGAAUCAGAAAAUGUCCACCGUCUUCCUGCACUGUGUUACCAAGCUCUGCAGAGCUGAUGACUGCCCCUUCCUUAUGCCAAUUUGCGGCCACAGAGAAAGGAGGGAUGCAGGGAGGAGGACCACUUGGAGCCCCCAGAGCACGUCUGGAAAUGCAGUCCUCUCUGCUGGUCCCAUCAUUACUCGGAGUGAUGAGACUCCAACCAACAAUUCACAGCUUGAUAAUUCCAGCUUGGGGAUAUGUUUUAAUUGGACUGGUCGAUUUGGACACCUGAGAUUUAAUUACUCUUUCUGUGACCUGAGUUUUUGGCCGAUUUCCAUGUCUGAUGACAUUCAUUUAAAAAAACAAACAAACAAACAAACAAACUCAGGAAAUGUGUCUUAACCUGGAGCACCUACUUGUGUAGCAGAAUGUAAAAAUAGUUGUUAACCUCUAAAGGAAACCAAGUGACCCUAGGUCAUUAUUCAUUUACAUGGGAGUGGCUGUGCUCAGUUUUCUCCUGGUUCACUGAGAACAUCAGCACAAGUUCACUUUCCUCCCAGGUAAACAAGUCAGCUGCAUUUGCAGCUGUGCUUCCAGCAGUGAGGCAGCUGCAGAGAUCAUUCUUCAUUCAAGAGCCAUUGCAUGGGAAAACAAACCAUAGUUGUGGGAGUGGACAUUGUCCCCACACAUAAGCAUAAUGUUCCCAUGGGGUUUUUAGCAACCUAGUUUCCUUUUGUCCCUAUGACAAAGAGUAAACAGGGUAAGUGUGUUUUGCAGAACAUUGUUGAGUCUCUAUGAAAAAAAAUGUCCCUUUCCCACAAAUUUCUGAUGCUAGCAAAGCAAAUAAUCUGGAAGAGCCCUACUUUUUAGGUGUCUUCUUGAAAGUGUCAUGAUGGCCGUGGAAUAAACAGUAUUUUCCUGUAAUAGUAAACUGCAAGAAGUUGUGAUCCUUUGUCAGUUUUUCAAAAAAAUGUUUAAAAGCCACAUAUUAAGCAGCCUCUGUUCUUAGCAAAAAAUCAUCCUUUUCUUUGUUCAGUCUAUUCACACAACUGAAUAGAACAAUUCAGUGACGGGCAUCAAAACCUCGCAUGUGUGGGGGCGCCUGGGUGGCUCAGUCAGGUGAGCGUCCAACUUCGGCUCAGGUCAUGAUCUCGCAAUCUGUGAGUUCGAGCCCCACGUUGGGCUCUGUGCGGACAACUCAGAGCCUGGGGACUGCUUCAGAUUCUGUGUCUCCCUCUCUCUCUGCCCCUCCCCCGCUUGUGUUCUCUCUCUCAAAAAUAAAUAAACAUUAAAAAAAUAAUAAUUUAAAAACCUAGCAUGUGUGGCUACUACAAGUGCUAUGUUAACCAUAACAACUGCUGUAGAGACUAAUUUCUGUUCAACAUUUGUGACCCAUUAUUCACGACUUAAUUUACUAUAUUAUAUGCAAAUCACUAUACAAUGUUAAAUUUGUUUCAAAUGAAGUACCUAUGCUCUAAAAUUAGUAAUUAAAUCAAUCAUCAAAUCAAAAUACAUCUUGUCUCCAAUUGCCUCAACAGGCCAGAAGUGUUUAUAUUAUAAUAAUUAGUUAUCGGAUUGCCUCAACUUUCUCUUUCAAGGUAUAGACACAAAGUGAAAUGGGAUCUGGAAAGUCUUCGGAUAAUUUAAUCAAUAUGAAAAGGUCUAACACUUAAAAAAGCAAUCUCCUCUUCCCUUUGUUUCUUCAAGAUCACUUUGAAGUGACCAUUCUGAACUUUGAUCUGUGUAAAAAUUUAUUUUCUACUUUAAAGGGAAAACUCCUACAGAAAAAAAAUGUAUGGACCAUGCAUGCUACUUAUGUGACCUUAUAUGUGUACAUGAAUAGUGCUAAAAUAGUCUAGUAAAUCUAUUUCAGAUACUGUAAGCGAAUUGCCAUUAAUCUGAGUAUUAAAUCCUGUGCACAGAAUACUAUCAUUGAAACCAGUUUGUCAGUUUGAUUUUUGUGCUUUAGGGAUGGCUGCUGUUUCAGGUGUUGCCCUUUUACAUUCCAUACACCACUUUUAAAAACUGAAUAAUGGACACAUCAUUUUGCAAGCAACUUACAUCUCACAUUACUUUUUUUGCCAUCCUUUCAUCAUAAAUGGGAGGCUCAGAGCUAUAAUGAGACGAACUGGGUUUGUUUUAUACAGCUUUGUUCUUCUCAACCUGCUGUUAUGUGUAGUAUUUAGUUACACUGAAUAUUUUGGUUACUAUAGUGUGAAAACCUUACGAAAUAUGUGCAAAUGUUCCUUCAGUUUUAAUACCUCAAACUGUUUUUUUGCACUUCAGGGGUAAGGUCUGAUGACAUGUAAAAGGUGAUUGUUUAAUAAAAUGAUUGUAAAUGAA